Messenger RNA from Punctularia strigosozonata HHB-11173 SS5, 857 nucleotides. RefSeq lists its product as uncharacterized. The transcript is spliced from 4 exons. The coding region runs from base 124 to 789 and encodes 221 amino acids. The record is from RefSeq and is a predicted model, not a curated record. Lineage: Eukaryota; Fungi; Basidiomycota; Agaricomycetes; Corticiales; Punctulariaceae.
GUAACCAUCUGCACGCUUCUCCUAGGGGUGCCGCUUGGAUACCUCUACCGCGUAGUCGCGAUCGAUCGGCGGGAGAUGGGGUCAACAAUCAUCUCCACUCGCUGGCGGCGCUUUAUUGCGGCCAUGUGCCAGGAAUGGGGCGCGACGAAUCUGAUCUGUACCGUGUUGAUCUCAGCGACAGUCGCAGUACUCGCCAUCCCAGAGAUCAACGGCGUCGUACAAACGACAGCGAUCCUCUCCAUUCUCUGCUCGAUUGCCUCUGUCUGCCUCGGCUCCUUCCUCCUCUGGGUGAACCAAUCCCUCAUGGACAACGACAGCCUCGUCACUUUCGCCGACUUCGCUCGCGCCAAGGCCCUGCGUGUCUUCCCGCGCUUGCUCGCGUUUAUCCUCUCCAUCCCGCUCGCUAUGAUGCUCUAUGCGCUCAUGUUCUUCCUCGUCAGCAUCAUGGCCUACUCCGUUGACUCAGGUAUCGCCGGCGUCUCGCGCACCUUUCGACGUACGACCGAGUGGAUUGCUGUCGGCGUCGCGGGCCUGAUUCUCGUGUUCGCGCUCAUCACUGGCGUCACGUUCACCGAUAGAGGGAUGCACUUCUUCAGAUGGCGGAGGGAGAUGAAAGGGAAGAUCGGAGAGAAGUGGAAGGCGUGGAAGGCGCCUCGGCGCGGCGCGACCCGGGGUGAUGCUGAGGACCGUGGCGAGAAUGGGGAGGAUGCCAUGAGUGAAAGGAAGGAUCCCGGCGCUACCACCCCACAGCCUGAUCUUGAGAUCGGUCCGAGCACAUAUCGGCAGUGAGCCUGUGCCCUUGUCAGGGAGGAUGUCUUUGUUCCUAAGAGUAUGUCUUAGUAUAAAACACGUUCACU